Vespa velutina is the source of this 1088-nucleotide messenger RNA. RefSeq lists its product as uncharacterized. The record is from RefSeq and is a predicted model, not a curated record. NCBI's taxonomy places the organism in Eukaryota, Metazoa, Arthropoda, Insecta, Hymenoptera, Vespidae. The transcript is spliced from 6 exons. The coding region runs from base 555 to 1088 and encodes 177 amino acids.
UUGGCGCCAUUUCCUAAAUUUAUUUUGUAAUAUAAAUAUGAAUAAAUACAUAUUUAUAUAUAAUGAUAUGAAAAAAUAGAUUCUUAUAAUUGUUAUAGUAAAUGCUUUAAUUCAAACGAAAUUGUAAAUAGAAUUAAAAAUGAAGUUUCUCUGAAUAUUGAAAUAAAUAUUAUAAAAGACGUGAUGGAUAUGUUUGAAGAAAUUUUUCGACAGAAAAAAAUGCAAUUAAAUAAUACGAACAUUGAAUUGAAUAAUACUGACCAAGAAAAAUGGACUAUAAGAGAUCAGUUUUGUUGUCAAGUGUGGAAAUUUUCACAUGAUCAUGACUUUUCAAAAGUUUUUCAACAUUAUCCGUAUAUUAUAAAUUCAAUUAAACCUCAUAAUUGUUCUUAUAUUAAUGAAGUUAAAAGUAUUAGAAAUGAAAACGAUAAUAGAGCAGGUCGCUAGUUAUGAAUAAAAUUGAUAAAUUAAAUAAUAUUUUUCAAACAGUCAAUAUUAUUUUUUCAUUGCUAUGUCAGUAACACAGUAAAUGUUUUUUCGUGUCUUAUAUAGAUAUGCAAAAUUAUGAAAAUAUUCAGAAGCUUUCAGAAGAAAUUGCUAUUUUAACAAAAAAAAUACUUACUAUUAAUAUUAAUAGAAAUACACAAGAGAUAACAAUAAAAAAUUUGUCCAUAAAAUUAGAACAACUAAAAUUAUUUUCAGAAGAAAUGAUAGAACUUCUUAGGUUAAUAUCUACUACUGAGAAUUUAAGUAAUAAUAAAAAAUGUAAAAAUAAUGAUUUAGAAUGCAAAAAUAACAACUUGAUAGUUCGUGCAAAUAAAGAUAAUAUGCUGACAUUUACUACGGCAAAAAAACUUCUUGAGCAAUUCAAGUCACGUUCACCUGUUUUAACUAAAAACAGUAAUACAACAUCAAAAACAAUGACUGUAAAUAAUAACACAAUAGAACAUUUCAUUGAAUAUGAUAAAAAAGAAUUAAAAACCAAAUUUUCAUUAAAAAUACAAAGUAAUAUAUCUAUAAAGCAUAGACUUUGUUCUUAUGCAUUACCAUAUUAUGUUUCCAACUCUCUUAAACAUAAUCAAAGAUAA